Amaranthus tricolor (Joseph's coat) is the source of this 1029-nucleotide messenger RNA. Its product is annotated as pentatricopeptide repeat-containing protein At4g38150-like. NCBI's taxonomy places the organism in Eukaryota, Viridiplantae, Streptophyta, Magnoliopsida, Caryophyllales, Amaranthaceae. The coding region runs from base 98 to 997 and encodes 299 amino acids. The transcript has a single exon. The record is from RefSeq and is a predicted model, not a curated record. Gene Ontology annotation, molecular function: protein binding.
UUAUGGAAAUAAGAAACGGGAUUCUAGAAGCUUCUUUUCCCCCCUUUUUUUCUUCGUUCCUCUCAAUACACAUUUUCCUACAGGCUACAGAAUAACAAUGGCGAUUGCUCCACUUCUCCGACGUCGUUUCUUCUCUUUUCACCCAUCAUCUUCUUCUCUCAUUAAACAUCUUUACUUCACCUCUCAAAUCCCUCCUAUUUCUUCACCAUUCUCCAAAAAUACUUCCAAUUUCCCUCCAUUUCCCUCCCCAAAUCUUAUUACAAGAUCAUUCACAUCCUCUAUUCAAACCCCACUUCUCCCAAACCCAACGCCACGGUCAAUUUCAUCCCAUCAAACUCCUUUUGAUUACGAAUCCGACUCCGAACCCGAUUCCGAAUCUAAACCUACCGAACAUAACAACAAUGACCUUCCACCCCCUUAUGACCCAUUCAACAAAAAACGCAAAGAUCCCAAAAAUCUGCAGGAAGUGUUCCGUAAGAUGAGAACAGAGGGACUUAUGAACAAUGCAGUCAAGAUGUUCGACGAAAUGUCUAAAGAUGGAUUAACACAUGAAGCAUUGGAAAUGUUUAGGGAGAUUAAAGAUAAGGGUAAAUUGCCUGAUGUAGUAGGUUUCACUGCUGUAAUUGAAGCUUAUGCUAAUGCUGGGAAAUGUAAGGAUGCUCAUAAGGUGUAUUUGAAGAUGUUGGCAUCUGGGGUUCUUCCUAAUGCUUAUACUUAUAGUGUGUUAGUUAAAUCACUUGCUGGAGGUGGGAUGUUGCUGGAGGUUAAGAAGUAUGUUUUGGAGAUGUUGGAGAAGGGAAUGAGGCCCAAUGCUGGGACUUGUGUGGCGGUUUUCGAGGCGUUUGUGAGGGAGAAGGAGGAGGAAGAAGGUAGGGAGUUGUUGAAGGAGAUGAAAGGGAGAGGAUUUAUAGGAGAUGAAAAGAGUGUUAGGGAGGUUCUUAAGGGAAAAAGAGGACCUUUUGUUAGGUAUGUAAUGGAUACUCUUUUUGCAAAAUGAUUGAUUUAGUAAUGAUAUGGGUGUUGUUUUCU